AUGAGGGUGCACCUCGUUCGGCACGGCGAGGUGCACAACCCGCGCUCCGUGAUGUACGGCCGGCUCCCGCGCUUCCGCCUCAGCGCUCACGGCGUCCGGCAGGCCGAGGAGGCAGCCGCACAUCUCGCGAGCCGCCAGCUUGCACUGAUCCUCUGCUCACCGAUGCUGCGCGCGCGGACGACGGCGCGGGAGCUGCAGCGGGGGCAGGCGAGGGCGCACCGGCAGCCGCAGGGUCCGCCGCUUCGCCAAGAGGCGGCGCUACUGGAGGUGCACACGCCGCACGACGGCAAGCCCCUCAGCACAUUUGCCGGGCGGUGGCACACUCUGUACGAUGACGUUCCCGAGGGCUACGAGACCUUCGAGGCCGUCGCGUCGCGGUUGCGCAGCCUGCUCGCGCGGCUCGCCGCCGACUUCGGUGAGGACGCCGAGGUCGCCUGCGUGACGCACGGCGACGUCGUCUUCUCGGCGCGGCUUCUCGCGGAAGGUCUGCCGACGACUCUCGCGUCCAAGAAGCGGGAGGACGCGCGGCUCUACCCGGCCACCGCCUCCAUCGUCUCGCUCGACGUUGACGCUGACGGCAGCGUGCGCGGCGGCGCGUACUGGGCUCCCACCCGCGCGCCCGACCGUUUCACCGAGACGCAGGCGCAGGCUCCGGCGCUCUGCGGGGCGGCGGCGGCUGAGGAGGGCGGGGGAGGCGGCGGUGAGACGCCCGCGCGGAAGGCGAAGAGGAGCCGCAGAGGGGUUUCGUGA
This is a messenger RNA of Emiliania huxleyi CCMP1516, 750 nucleotides long. RefSeq lists its product as hypothetical. The transcript has a single exon. Gene Ontology annotation, molecular function: phosphatase activity. Gene Ontology annotation, cellular component: cytoplasm. Lineage: Eukaryota; Haptophyta; Isochrysidales; Noelaerhabdaceae. The record is from RefSeq and is a predicted model, not a curated record. Bases 1 to 750 code for a protein of 249 amino acids.